AUCAUUAAAUUUAUUGCAUACUUUUCGGCUAAAUACGGUUUACUAAUGAUAUGAAUCGCCAUGUGGACUUAUAUGAUGGCAGCAAGCCGUGGAGAACGGGCCAACUCCAUGAUGUCUUCAAGAAGGCGCAAUGAAACUGAGUCACCAAAAUAUGGCAUCAAUCUGUCCCGUCCUAUGUAUCGUACCACACGCCUUAGUGGUUUAUCGAAUACAGCAACAACUUCUUUUGGCAGCACGUAUCCUUAUACAACAACACAAUAUGGUACUGGCAUCAACCUCGGUAACAGUGGCGCCACAGCAGCCACAAUACAUACACAUAGUAAUGCAAAAGACACACCAAUGCUUCAUACGAAAACAAAAACUAAACACCAUCAACAUAGACGACAUCAUCAUAGAAAUGGUAAUGAGGAACAUUGUCACACUACUGUUGAGGGUAUUGAAGAUGGUACAAGUCUUUUCUCACCACUUACACCCAGUACCACGAUGACCAAGGAUAUAAACUUAUACAGUUGUAAAAGUUCUGCUGUACAUGGUAUGGUGAGAAAGCAAUUGAUUGCAAAUCAUACUGGUGAUACAACGACAAAUAUCGCUGCUUCCACUAGUUCUGGUCAUAGGUCUGGCGUCACCUCUGCUGCAGUUCUUCAUGUACCGACGUACGAUAGUGAUGAUGAUGAAAUAAGUAUAUCCGAUGGAAAAUACGCACUGCAUCACCACCAGAUUAACGAGGAUGUUGGCAGUAGUAAUAGUUCGGAUGACGACGAAGAUGAAGAAGAAAAUAUUGAAAUGCAAGAAGUGCAGAAUUUGGAAAGUGGAAUAGAGAAGGGCAAAAAAAUUUCAAUGCUACAGCUACAUGAUCGUUCUACAGCUUAUGAUUUAACUUCUACAGCUAAACCAGGGAAAACUGGUUUAGUUAAUAGUCAUUUCAGCUUAAAAAGAUGGCACGCGGACAACACUAUAUCAUAA
Molecule: messenger RNA, 963 nt
Organism: Teleopsis dalmanni
Lineage: Eukaryota; Metazoa; Arthropoda; Insecta; Diptera; Diopsidae
Exons: 3
Coding region: 61-963 (300 amino acids)
Source: RefSeq, a predicted model, not a curated record